AUGGCUAUUCUCUACUUUCCAGAUGUGUACUCUGAGGAAGAGCAUCCCCAGCUGUACGACCUACACAGCGUCGGCGAUCUGGAAGACGACAUGGAGCUGACAAUAGCCAAUGUCAAGUUGAUGAAAAAGGGAGAAACAGCGACUGUUUACCGUGCGUCUGUUGAUGGUGUUGCCUAUUUGCCGGAGGGUGCAGCCCCGCCUCCGAUGGACAUAGUCUGUAAGGACCUGCAAGGUAUCGCAAUUCCACGCUACGUUGGUUUAUUUCAAGGAGAAAUGGAAGAUGGGCGCUGUGCCUGUCUCGUCCGAGAAUACUGUGGCGAACGACUGCGGAAACCUUUGUGCGGUACAAAGUGGGAUUUUAGAGGUGAGGUUGUUAACCUGUUACGUCAAAUCCACGAUAAAGGCGUCGAGCAUGGCAACUUCUCCGAAGAGAACAUUGUCAUCGACGUAGAAGGGCGUCCAUUCCUCAUUGAUUUCAGCGAGGCGGAGAAACACGAGUGCGAGGCCACAAUGCCCAUUACAAUUGAUGAUAUACAGCCUAUGCUUAAAGACUUUGGAUGCCGUGAGCUCUUCAAUGCAGCCGUAUUGGCCGAAGUAUGGCUGCCCGGUAAAAUUCUCUUCAUGGGGUUCUAUGUGCCUACACAAUUCGCACAGUCGCCAGAGAUGCUUGCAACGUGUGCUCCCGAAGGUGUUUCUCCUGACGAGGCGCUCAAGGCCGGACAGGAGUAUUAUGAUAUGUUCCGUUCAACUUUCGAGAAGAGAAGGCGGUAUGAGUACUAUACGUGGUGA
Sparassis crispa is the source of this 789-nucleotide messenger RNA. RefSeq lists its product as hypothetical. Lineage: Eukaryota; Fungi; Basidiomycota; Agaricomycetes; Polyporales; Sparassidaceae. Gene Ontology annotation, molecular function: ATP binding; protein kinase activity. Gene Ontology annotation, biological process: protein phosphorylation. Bases 1 to 789 code for a protein of 262 amino acids. The record is from RefSeq and is a predicted model, not a curated record. The transcript is spliced from 4 exons.